Glycine soja is the source of this 939-nucleotide messenger RNA. Its product is annotated as probable calcium-binding protein CML20. The transcript is spliced from 8 exons. Gene Ontology annotation, molecular function: calcium ion binding. The coding region runs from base 265 to 738 and encodes 157 amino acids. Gene Ontology annotation, cellular component: centrosome; centriole. The record is from RefSeq and is a predicted model, not a curated record. Lineage: Eukaryota; Viridiplantae; Streptophyta; Magnoliopsida; Fabales; Fabaceae. Gene Ontology annotation, biological process: mitotic cell cycle; centriole replication.
GUUUGCACGGUUACACCGUUAUAAUACAAGCCUUAAUCCCCACUUUUGUCUCUCACAAUCGCUCUCAAUCUUUCCAGAUUUUCUCCCAAACCGUUCAAACCCGUAUCGCGUGUCAAAUUGUUCUUCUGAUUUUCUCAUUGAUCGCGAUUAUCGCAUCUCAAAUCGAACUUGAAUCAGAGAAGACGUUGAAUUUUUGAAAAGUGAGAAAAGAGGGAUUCUGGAACGUCUCUAUCGUGGUUUGUCAGUACCCUAUCUCAAACGAAAAUGUCAUCUUUAUAUGGAGGGGAAUCCAAGAGGUACAAUAAUAUACCCAGAGGACACCAUCAUUUGACAACACAGAAGAAACAGGAGAUUAGGGAAGCCUUUGAAUUAUUCAAUACUGAUGGCUCAGGUACUAUUGAUGCCAAGGAUCUGAAUGUUGCCAUGAGGGCCCUUGGAUUUGAAAUGACAGAAGAGCUCAUUAAUCAAAUGAAAGCAGAUUUGGACAAGGAUGGAAGUGGAGCAAUUGAUUAUGAAGAAUUUGAGUACAUGAUGACAACCAAAAUAGGAGAGCGGGACAGUAAAGAGGGAAAGAUAUCUGCAUCAGACAUCAAGUGCAUUGCGAAAGAGCCAGGUCAAAAUUUCACUAACAGAGACAUUCAGGAGAUGGUUGACGAAGCAGACCAAGAUAAUUGUCCUGAAGUUAGUGCAGAGGAGUUUAUAAGGAUGUUGUUCGAUCCCCCCUACUACGGCCACUAAUCGUACAGAAAUUAAUGCAGUCAUAUUUUCAUAAAUUUAAAUUGGAGAUGCUAGUUAUGAUCAAACAACCUCGAACCUCGAAGUUAUCGUGUGUAAUUUUUAAUUUCUUUUAUCAAUCUAUAUAUUGUUCAUUUUCAUAAAUUUAAAUUGGAGAUCCUAGUUAUGAUCAAACAACCUCGAAGUUCUCGUGUUUAGUUGUUA